AUGACAGCGCAACCACGACGAGCGAGGCGGGGCAGCCUGUUGGUGCUCUGGACGAGGGAGACCGAGCCGGAGCCAAUAGCGGCAGGCUCGCACCAAGCACAGGAAAAGGCGCUCGAAGCCGCACAGCCAUCCUCUGCCCACCACGUCGACGAGCUUGCAACCACCUCACACGACUUGCCCGCUGCUGGCCGCUCAACACCUCCACCCAGCGAGCCGACCGAGAAGGCUGCAGGAAAGGCCCCCGUACGCUCGCCCUCGCCCCCGCCCCCGCCUCCAAAGGACGACAGGUAUCUUUCGACGAGUAACGUGCCCAGCCGGGCUGCAUCCCCCAUGUCACAGGCACGCUCAAGUGGGGGCAACUCGGAAGAUGCUGCCGCUGACGAAUAUGGUACAGCAAACGACGGCACUGGGGACGCUGCCGAUAACUCUCAGCCAGAGAUCCAGAGCAUCAUGGACCAGUUCCAGGGUAAUGCAGCGCCGGGGGAGGACGAGAUCAUGUCACCACGCCUUGAGAUUGCCAAUCCCCUUCUCGAAUCGCCGCCUUCAGCCUUUCCUCCACGCCGCUCGAGCCUCGUUCCUCCCGACAAGCCCCUUCCUAUACCCAUGACGGAAGAUGCCGCUUCCGGAGCGCCUAUACAGUCUCCACCCCCGCGAACCUCAUCCUUAUACCGCGUUGGUACCAACACAUCUUUCCAAGAACCAUCAUCUCCUAGCGCACAUGCCUCCAAAUACAAACCCGUACAACCGGCCCCGGAGCCAGAGCCCGAUCUACCAUUUGACUUCCACCGAUUCCUUGAGCAACUGCGUCACCGAACAGCAGACCCGGUGGCCAAGUUCCUUCGGUCUUUCCUUCUAGAAUUUGGCAAGAAGCAAUGGAUGGUGCAUGAGCAGGUCAAGAUCAUUGGCGACUUUCUUGAAUUUAUAGCAAAGAAGAUGGCUCAGUGCGAAGUAUGGCGAACCGUAUCAGACGCCGAGUUUGAUAACGCAAGAGAAGGCAUGGAGAAGCUAGUCAUGAACAGGCUAUAUACCCAGACCUUUUCUCCCGCAAUUCCACCAGCAGAGCCAAUAUCGCCGCGUAAAGGCGGAAGAAGACAUGAUCCGGCAAGACCCGGCAGGAGGGGUCAGCACCAAGAAGACGUGGAACGCGACGAGAUCCUUGCACAGAAAGUUCGCAUCUACAAGUGGGUCAAAGAAGAGCAUUUAGACAUCAAGCCAAUUGGCGAAAAGGGGAAGAAAUUCCUUCACCUGGCCCAACAAGAGCUACUGAAGAUUAAAAGCUACCGGGCACCAAGAGACAAAAUUAUCUGCAUUCUGAAUUGCUGUAAAGUCAUCUUUGGCUUUCUACGGACAUCAAAUUCAGACCAGUCUGCCGAUGCAUUUAUACCGCUGCUCAUCUACACUGUGCUGCAGGCCAACCCAGAGCAUCUUGUCUCAAAUGUACAAUACAUCCUCCGGUUCCGCAACCAGGAGAAGUUGGGUGGCGAAGCAGGCUACUACAUCUCGUCGUUAAUGGGCGCCGUACAGUUUAUCGAAGGUUUAGACAAGACUUCACUAACAGUCAGCGACGAAGAGUUUGAGAAGAAUGUCGAAGCAGCAGUGUCGGCCAUUGCUGAGCGCCAUGCGGCUGAAGAAGCCGAGCCGUCAUCUGCUUCUACCCAGUUACACCCUAAUGCCCCUACCCAUAAGCGCAUGCCCUCGCCACACUACCACCACAUACAAGAAAAGACGACACCCUUGCGGCCCGAACUCACUCAGAGAAAUUCAAUGGAGGCUGAAACUGCAGGGCCACGCCGCUCGACGAGCGUCAAGAACAAUCAGUCCGAAGCUGAGCAGCCCGAGGAAGAGAAUGCAGCCGUAGCAGGCUUGCUGCGCACUAUACAGCGCCCACUCAGCACAAUCGGGCGUAUCUUCUCCGACAGUGAUACCCACCAGUCGUCUGGGCAAACCACGCCGUCAAAGCAGCAGCAGCAAUUGCCCACGCGUUCAAGGGCAGAAGCUCCUGAACACGAACAAAAUCACGAGGAAAAUCGGCACAGGGAGAAGGCCUCGGCCGAAGAGGCGGCGGCGAAACGCGCAUCUGCAGAGGCAGAAGAGAUACGUCGGAUUCAGCGGAGGGAGCACCAAGUUGUUGUCGAGACGUUGACAAAUAUGUUUCCGCAGCUGGACAAGGAUGUUAUUGAUGAUGUUGUGCGGCAGAAGGAAGGACGGGUUGGUCUUGCGGUUGAUGCAUGUUUAGCGCUGGCGAAUCCUUGA
Bipolaris oryzae ATCC 44560 is the source of this 2253-nucleotide messenger RNA. RefSeq lists its product as uncharacterized. Gene Ontology annotation, cellular component: cytosol; endocytic vesicle. NCBI's taxonomy places the organism in Eukaryota, Fungi, Ascomycota, Dothideomycetes, Pleosporales, Pleosporaceae. The coding region runs from base 1 to 2253 and encodes 750 amino acids. The transcript has 3 exons. Gene Ontology annotation, molecular function: guanyl-nucleotide exchange factor activity; small GTPase binding; ubiquitin binding. Gene Ontology annotation, biological process: vesicle-mediated transport. The record is from RefSeq and is a predicted model, not a curated record.